Molecule: messenger RNA, 2904 nt
Organism: Aplosporella prunicola CBS 121167
Lineage: Eukaryota; Fungi; Ascomycota; Dothideomycetes; Botryosphaeriales; Aplosporellaceae
Exons: 2
Coding region: 1-2904 (967 amino acids)
Biological process (GO): intracellular calcium ion homeostasis
Cellular component (GO): intracellular membrane-bounded organelle; membrane
Molecular function (GO): ATP binding; P-type calcium transporter activity; ATP hydrolysis activity
Source: RefSeq, a predicted model, not a curated record
AUGGAAGACAGAAUCACCCCUGUUACGGCACAUGACAAGCGCGACUCAGGGACGGUUACCCAUCAAAGCUUCAUCGCGCCCUUCUCGCUGGAUCCCGCAUCGGAAGAAGAGAAGGUUCCAGGAAACAAAUUUGCGUUUUCGCCGGCCCAACUGCACCGGUUAAUUACCGUUCGGAAUCUGGACGCGUUGCACUGCUUCGGUAGCUUACCCGGACUGGCCAAAGGACUCAAGACGGACGUUAAGGCUGGCCUUAGCAUCGAUGAAGACGUGUUAAACGGGAGCAUCUCGCUGGAAGAGGCGCUCAGCCCGGAUUCUGGCUCUGCGAGCCAAGCAGUAUUCGAAGACGUGGCAGCAACUGCCUCCAGCCCAGGAAAGUUCACGGACCGUCGCAACACCUUUGGCGAGAACCGUGUGCCCAGGAGAAAAGCGAAGACGUUCUUGCAGCUGGUAUGGCUUGCUUUUAACGACAAGUUAAUGUUUCUUCUCACCGCGUCUGCGACGGUCUCGCUUGCACUUGGUAUCUACCAGUCGAUCAGUGACACGGACGGGGACUCCAGUAUUGACUGGGUCGAGGGCGUAGCCAUCAUUGUUGCUAUAAUCUUGAUUGUGCUUGUCACUGCCAUCAAUGAUUAUCAAAAGAACUUCAAGUUUCAAAAGUUGAAUCAAAAGAAGGAUGAGCGCAUGGUUACGGUUACCCGCUCGGGGCAACAUCAUUCUAUUUCUAUUUUUAAUAUUCUUGUUGGCGACAUAUUACAUGUCGAAGCGGGCGAUGUUAUGCCCGCAGAUGGCAUCCUGGUGGAGGGAUUUGACAUCCAGUGUGAUGAAUCACCUCUCACAGGCGAAUCGGAUUUAAUAAUCAAGACUCCGCUUGAUGGAACGCAUGCGCAGCACCCCGGCGACCCUUUCAUCCUCAGCGGUACGAGGAUCGAAACAGGAGUUGGAACAUGCCUUGUCGUCUCGGUUGGCGCCAAUUCAACCUAUGGAAAAAUCAUGUUGUCAUUACAAGACGACAUAGAGGAAACGCCAUUGCAGCAAAAACUGGGAGUACUUGCCAAGUACAUUGUCAACUUUGGCCUUAUUUCUGGAGUUAUUUUCUUUGCUAUCAUGUUCAUCAGGUUCCUCACUGAGCUCGAUGAUAUUCGUGGCGGCCCAAAGGCGAAGGGACACGAGUUCCUCGAAGUCUUUAUUCUCUCCAUCACCGUCGUCGUUAUCGGAGUACCCGAAGGCCUUCCGCUCACCGUUACCCUGGCACUUGCGUUCGCAACCACAAGGAUGCUCAAGGAUAAAAACCUCGUGCGGCUCCUCCGUUCAUGCGAGAUCAUGGGGAAUGCCACGACCGUUUGCUCCGACAAAACUGGCACGUUGACGCAGAACAAAAUGAGCGUGGUCGCAGGCAUUGUCGGCACCUCUGAUGAAUUCACCGACGGCAUGCCUUCCGCAUUGGCACCUACUAGCGAAAAAGACUUGCCUCGUCCCACGGCAAACAGGCUGAUGUCAUCGCUUUCCGAGGACGUCCGGGCCUUACUUAGGAUGAGCUUUGCCUUGAAUUCCACCGCAAUCGAAACGGGCGACCGCGGGAAGUUCCUGGGAUCCAGCACAGAGACCGCUCUGCUCCGAUUCGCGUCCGACAAUGUCGCCAUGAGCGCGCUCAGCGAGGAGAGAGCCAACGGCAACGUCGUGGAAAUGGUGCCGUUCGACUCGAACCGGAAAUGGAUGGCUGUCAUCAUACGCCUAGGUCCAGGGAAGUACAGGAUGCUGGUAAAGGGGGCAGCCGAAGUGAUUCUUGCCGCGUGCUCGGAGGCCUUGCGAGGGCCGCAGGACGGCAUGUCCCCUGCGGAGCUGACUAUGGAUAACGCGCACGCACUCGAAACCGCGAUGCUUCAAUACGCCGAACGGUCGCUUCGCGUCAUCGCGGUUGCGUAUCGGGAUUUUGAGGACUGGCCCCCUCACCAAGACUCUUCCCCGCAUCAAGAAGCAGCAGCAGCGAAUAUCACGGACCUGGAGAAUCUGGUCUUCAUAGGCGCGUUCGGAAUCCGCGAUCCCCUACGCCCCGAGGUUGUCGAAGCAGUGCGGCAAUGUCAGUCCGCCGGUGUCUUUGUCCGUAUGGUUACCGGCGACAACUUCUUCACCGCCAAAGCCAUCUCCUCAGAAUGUGGCAUCUACACAGCGGGAGGAAUCGCCAUGGAUGGGCCGACGUUUCGGACACUGACUCCUGAGCAGCUGGACCUUGUCAUUCCGCGUCUGCAGGUUCUCGCGCGCUCCAGUCCUGACGAUAAGAUGCUGUUGGUUUCGCAUUUGAGGGGCAUGAACGAGAUCGUCGCUGUCACUGGUGAUGGCACCAACGACGCGCUGGCUUUGAAAGCUGCGGAUGUUGGAUUCUCCAUGGGGAUUUCCGGGACGGAAGUGGCUAAGGAGGCCUCUGCGAUUGUGCUCAUGGAUGACAAUUUCACUUCUAUCGUGAAAGCAGUGGCUUGGGGUAGAGCCGUCAACGACGCCUCCAAGAAGUUCUUACAGCAGUUCCAAUUCACCAUCAACAUUACUGCCGGGCUCAUAACCGUCAUAUCAGCCUUGGUCGGCGGUACCAACGCGUCCGUCUUCACCGUCGUGCAGCUUCUCUGGAUCAACCUCAUCAUGGACACCUUUGCCGCCCUAGCCCUAGGCACAGACUACCCCACGCAGACGCUACUCUCACGCAAACCCGAACCCCGGACAGCAUCCAGCCUAAACACGACAAUGUGGAAGAUGGUACUCGGGCAAUCCAUCUACCAACUCGCCGUAAUCUUCACCUUCUACUACGCCGGCCAAACCAUCUUCGACUACCAUACCCCGCGCGAGCGCAAGCACCUCCAGACCAUGACCUUCAACACGUACGUGCUAAUGCAAGUCUUCAACCAACUCAAGUAA